CAACUCUAGAUGAUUUUCUUCAUUCUUCUAAAUUAUCCUCUAAUCGACAUCAUCAGUUGAUACUUACAAUCGUCAUUAUGGCCACUAUUACUUCAUUAAUCCAACUUUUAAUAAGUUUGAUCUUUUUAACUUUGGUAAGUAGUCAUCCUGCACCAGAAUGUCCAUGCAAAUGUGGAUCAUCUUACGGAUCUCAUCCAUUGGUUAUAACUAAACACGAAUUAGUUCCAAAUCAGGGGGCUUUCGUAGCAGCUCCUAAACCUCAAAUACCCUAUAAAAUUUACUCACAACUUUCUCAACGGAAGAAUCUAGAACCACAAUCACGUUCUCAAGAAGUUAUUGUCAAACCCACUUUUACUCUAAGACGAAAUGAACCAGAAUUUGUUCCUGUAAGUCUUCAAUUACCAAUGCCAACUACAUUUGCCCAAAGCCGAACUUUAGAAACUUCAAUGCCUGAACCUCAGAUAGAAGUAAGUAGUUCUGCACCUUGUCAGUCAGAUGAGUUAACUGGAAGGAUGUUGGAAUUCUAUUUUGAACCUUCAAUGGCUCCUAAUCCAUCUGAAAUUAAAUUCGAAACUUAUAACACUGAAAUUCAAGAAGUAGUUCCAGAAUUAGUUGAACCAGCAACGAGAUCAUUGGAACAGACGUCACUUCCAGUUAUGGCUAUGGAAGCCCAACCAGAAGUAACUUAUAUGAUAAAUGAGCCAGUUUAUCAACCUGUUAAAUAUUUCACAAAAGUAUCUGCACCAAAAGUUGAAGAAGUUCCUGUUCUAAGAUCGAGCUAUGUUGAUGAUAUGUCUCCUCGUCACAUGAGUAUUCAAUUAGUACCAUCUUCAAGAUCAUCUUGUGAAUGUUUUCAACAAUGAAAAGAUCUAAGUUUCCAAUA
Messenger RNA from Chelonus insularis, 883 nucleotides. RefSeq lists its product as uncharacterized. The record is from RefSeq and is a predicted model, not a curated record. Lineage: Eukaryota; Metazoa; Arthropoda; Insecta; Hymenoptera; Braconidae. The coding region runs from base 78 to 863 and encodes 261 amino acids. The transcript is spliced from 3 exons.